Molecule: messenger RNA, 1122 nt
Organism: Talaromyces rugulosus
Lineage: Eukaryota; Fungi; Ascomycota; Eurotiomycetes; Eurotiales; Trichocomaceae
Exons: 3
Coding region: 1-1122 (373 amino acids)
Biological process (GO): transmembrane transport; nucleoside metabolic process
Cellular component (GO): endoplasmic reticulum
Molecular function (GO): catalytic activity
Source: RefSeq, a predicted model, not a curated record
AUGUAUCCGCUGAACCUUUUCUUUGGAUAUGCGCAGAAUGCGCUGGGGCGCUUUUCAAACCUCGGAAGCGAGCAACUUGCACCCAAAGUCUUCAUUGUUGCAAUGUUCGAUCAAGAAGCAGCGAACUGGCUUUCAGAUGAGAGUGAACUCAAAUUCGAACACACAAUCUCUAUCCCAGGCCUGUCACACGGGUAUGAAGAGGUGCACUGCACGGCCGACAAGGCAGUCUGUCUUGUAGUUACUGGAAUUGCAUUGGUGAAUGCUGCGCUCACUCUAUCGGCACUCACUUCAUCGGCUUUGUUCGAUCUUUCUAAAACGUACUUCAUACUCUCAGGAAUCGGUGGAGUUAACCCAAAAGUUGCGACCAUCGGCUCUGUGGCGCUGGCCAAAUUCGCAGUGCAGGUUGAUCUGCAGCUUGAAUUCGACGCGAGAGAAAUACCCUCGACAUGGCUGACCGGCUACGUCCCAAUGGGAGCCAAAUCCCACGAUUCCUAUCCUGACACAAUAAUGGGCUCAGAGGUUUUUGAACUCAACGACAACCUCAGACAACUUGCGCUAUCCUUUGCAAGGAGAGCAGCUCUGGUUGAUUCGCCUGCGGCGUCCAAGAAUCGAGCCUUGUACGCCAACUCUCCGGGAGGGGUCUAUGAUGCGGCGACCUCGAAGCCUCAAGUCAUUGAGGGCGAUGUCACCACCAGCAACAUGUUUUUCCAUGGAAAUAACCUGUGUGAAGGAUUUGAGAAGGUUGCCCAUCUGUACACGUCUGGCCAGGCAGCGUACUACAUGACAGCGAUGGAAGACACUGGAACCUUAGCCGCUCUGCUGCGGGCUGCGAUGCAGAAACGCGUUGAUUUCUCGCGUGUCAUUCUCAUGCGAGCCGGCUCAAACUUCGACAGGAGUCAUUCCCUUAGCGAGCUUGCUUCCUUGCCCUUCAUCUUUGACCACGGCGGAUUCACCCCAGCUUGCCGAAACCUUUACCUCACCGGAAUCAAUGUUGUCGAGGGUAUCCUUAAUGACUGGUCUAGCCGUUUUAGAAAUGGUGUUGAAGCAACCAACUACGUUGGCGAUAUAUUUGGUUCGCUUGGGGGAACGCCGGACUUUGGACCAGAGGCUUGCGUCCUUUAG